Messenger RNA from Eriocheir sinensis (Chinese mitten crab), 1405 nucleotides. It is a transcript of the gene Trs20, whose product is annotated as trafficking protein particle complex subunit 2-like. Gene Ontology annotation, biological process: endoplasmic reticulum to Golgi vesicle-mediated transport. The transcript is spliced from 5 exons. The record is from RefSeq and is a predicted model, not a curated record. Bases 285 to 713 code for a protein of 142 amino acids. NCBI's taxonomy places the organism in Eukaryota, Metazoa, Arthropoda, Malacostraca, Decapoda, Varunidae. Gene Ontology annotation, cellular component: TRAPP complex; nucleus; cytoplasm.
GACGACGAAAUGGUCCAAUAGAGCUGGCAGUUUGGAAAAGAGGGGUGAUUUUAGAGCAUAGCUACGGAAAAAAUGGUGGUAAGAUCGAGGGUCGAGUGGGAGGUCCUUGUCGCUGAUUGGCUGGCGGCUCCCUCGAGCUGCUCCUCGACCAAUGAGGACGAGGCGCCACACUUUCCUUUCACCCAGCGCCAUAUUAAGUGACACCUGCAGCCCUCCACUCUUUCCCCUUUCCCUCCUGCCCCACCACUAAGGAUAUUCAGUGACUAUUAGACUCUUGAACAAACAUGGCAGUAUCUGGGAACUACUACUUUGCUAUUGUUGGACACCAGGACAACCCAAUGUUUGAGAUGGAGUUUGUCCCAACCAACAAGGAGCCCAAGAAAGAGGACCAUCGGCACCUCAACCAGUUCAUCGCCCAUGCUGCACUGGACCUUGUGGAUGAAAGUAUGUGGACCACCACCAACAUGUACCUCCGGCUCGUUGACAAGUUCAAUGAAUGGUAUGUGUCAGCCUUUGUAACAGCAGGGAGGAUACGCCUAAUUUGUCUCCAUGAUGUGAAGAACGAUGAUGGCAUCAAGAACUUCUUCAUGGAGAUGUAUGAGACUUAUAUUAAGCAUUCCAUGAACCCUUUCUACGUGCCAAACAGCCCCAUUAAGUCAGCAGCCUUUGAGAAGAAAGCACUGUUUUAUGGGAGGAAAUAUCUGACUGGCUAAUGCACUGCCACUGAAUUAUGUGUGAAUUGAUUCUCUGAAUGUUGAAAUGAUGAAGUGAUUAUGGUGUGAUGUCUAAGGACUCCAUUGAUCUGAUAUGUUAGAAUAAGAGGGACUCAGCUAAUGUACAAAUCCUGUAGUCUCAACUUACCUCAUGUAGGGAAAAUGCCACCAAGAAGUGUGGAACAGGUGAGCAAAGAGAAUUUAUGCAGUAAUAAUUCCUGUGGUAUAUAGUCAUGUCAUGGGAAAACUGCAUAAAGGAAUGGGGUGAGGAUUUAGUGACCACAUUGAUAUUAAUAAUCAAGUUCAGUACAUUUCUACUGCAUUAGAAUUACCUGUACAGCAGCUGUACUGCAGGUCACUGCUUCUCCCCAUUGUAAGAGGUGACUACUAAAAUGAAUGAAUUUGUUGUUAAUUUUGACACACUAAUGCUGGUGGGUUAAGAGCAUAGUUUUCCCUCAGUCCUGUGAGUUUAAGAGAGAUCAGGCAAGCUAUAAUUUCUUGCCUGUUCUGUUUUGUCCUAACUGGUGAUGCAAACAUGUGGCACAGUGAUAUAGAUAAGGGAAGUUUGAAUGAGUGAAUGAAUAAAUAGAUUUAGCUCUGUAUAAUGUUCUUAGUUUUCUCAUUGUUUCUAAUUACUUUUGAUACAGAUCCAUAAACCAUGUAACCAAAGAAUAAAGACAGUUUGAUUUAAA